AGUAUGCUAGAAGGUGGGAAAGGACAUUAUGUUACAAUUAAGCAUAUUCCACGAAAUAAACCAAUUUUAUGAUGAGACUUUUAGGCAUAAUGAAAGCUGCCUUUAACAUCGCUUUUCAGAUAUACCCAGCAUCCAACAACUGCACAAAAUCAGACCAAUGGAAGAAACGAGCAGCAAAAAUUGAAUUGAAUGAAACCCAAAAACAAGAAAUUAAAAAGGCCUUUGACUUAUUCGAUGUUGAUGGGUCUGGAACCAUAGAUGUGAAAGAAUUGAAGAUUGCAAUGCAGGCCUUAGGAUUUGAACCAAAGAAAGAAGAAAUUAAAAAAAUGAUAGCUGCAAUUGACAAAGAAAGAACUGGCACCAUCAGUUUUGAAGACUUUUUUGCCAUAAUGAGUGUAAAAAUGAGUGAAAAAGAUGAAAAGGAAGAAAUACUGAAGGCUUUCAAGUUAUUUGAUGAUGACAACACUGGAAGUAUAACAUUAAACAAUGUCAAGAAGGUUGCUAAGGAACUAGGAGAAAAUUUAACAGAUGAUGAGCUUCAGGAAAUGCUUGAUGAAGCUGAUCGUGAUAGGGAUGGAGAAAUAAAUGAGGAAGAAUUUUUGAGAAUGAUGCAAAAGACCAGUCUUUAUUAAUACUGUUUUUGGUUCCUUCUGGAAGUUAACAAAUUUGUACUUGUUAUACAGUUCCAUAAUAUCUGAAUAUUCAUUUUCAAUUUUCAGUUUAUAUGCACAAAUUGGUCUCUUGAUAUCUAAUCCAUGUGAGAAGUUAUAUAUUUCUACCAACGUGUUGUUAAAUCUACAGCAUCAAGAAACAAAGAAAAUGUAAUGAUUUCCUUGAACCAUGAAUCCUAGAACAGUAUUAAUUCCAACUGCUAUUAUUUUUAGAGCCCAUGGUCCAAAAACUUACAAUUUUUAAAAGUUUAAUGAAAUUGGCCCCACAUACAAAUCUAUUUGGUAAACAAGCCAUACUUUCCCUAUUAUUUUCCUUUUGUGCAACUCUUUAAAAACAGAUGAGCAUUUGCUUUUUCUUAAGUUAUUCAAAUAUGUAAAGUAUUAAAUAAAACUGUCUGGCAACUACGUUAUUUGCUAAUUUUCUUCCUAUAAAGAACAUCAAAACAGCACUUGUAUAACCCAGCUUUCCCUGUAAGUUUUACCUUAUAAGUUAGCAUUUAUUUAGUACUAAUAUCCUAGGACAAGUGCUAGGAAUUUUACCUGUUAUCUCAGUUAAUAUAUUACAACUUGGAAGCUGGUAGUAUUAGCUCCAUCUGACUACAUGUGAGAAAAUGAAAGUUCAGAGAAGUUAAAUUUAAAAACUGCUCAAUUGCUCAUAGAUACUA
This is a messenger RNA of Rhinolophus ferrumequinum (greater horseshoe bat), 1336 nucleotides long. RefSeq names its product centrin-4. Gene Ontology annotation, biological process: mitotic cell cycle; centriole replication; nucleotide-excision repair. Gene Ontology annotation, cellular component: centriole; centrosome. Gene Ontology annotation, molecular function: calcium ion binding. The transcript is spliced from 5 exons. Lineage: Eukaryota; Metazoa; Chordata; Mammalia; Chiroptera; Rhinolophidae. The record is from RefSeq and is a predicted model, not a curated record. The coding region runs from base 69 to 632 and encodes 187 amino acids.